GAUGGCAUUGACUGGAGGCGCGCUCUUGUUUCAGGCAUGUCCCGUGGCCAGCGCUCGCUCCUUCUGCUAUGCGGCCUGCUGGCGCUCGGACUAAGCGGUGUCCUUUGCGACCACCGCUCGGACUCGCCGCAGCAGGACCAGGAGCAGCUGCUGCACCACAACUCGCACCAGCAGCAGCCCCCGUCGUCCACGCACCAGCACCUCAAGGCCGAGCGUUCGGGCACCUACUACCUGCACGACGUGGACAACAAGGCCCGCUUCGGCGGCGUCGCGGGAGUGGGCGGCUCGGGAAUCACGCUGCUGCUGCCCAUCCUGCUGGUGCUCGGCCUGUUCGUCAUCAUCAUCCCCAUCUUCGGGCUGCUCUUCACCACGGGCCUCGCCGGAGGGUUCGGAGGGUUCGGAGGGUUGGGAGCCGGCGUACCCGGAGGACUCUACCCGGCCGCUUCGGCCGCCGGGCGCAAGUGGACAGGCGCGGAGUCGCCGCUACUGAGUCAGGAGAACGUCAUCAAGAUGGUCAGCUUCGUCGAUAAGGCUCUCCAGGACUUUGGCAAGCAACUCAAGGUCAAGCAGAGCUAACUGCACCUAUAGACUGUAUGUUCAUUGAGACUAGUCUCUCCUCGGGCUGGUCCACAUGCGCUGGACUGGAUGGCGGAGGAAGUUAUUAACACGGCGAAAUUAGCGCCGCGCGCUUAAUUACUAUACGAUUUCACAAUAGGAACAGUCGCGCCCAUUAUAACCGAGAACACGAUGACUUGCAGACAGUGAGCACUCGCGAAGCAUUGGAUCCCUGAAGCCGUGACGUUGGCAUUCGCCACGCCGCUGUGCUAUGUGAAAGAGAUAGAGAGAGAGAGGAAGUAAAUUAAUUUGCUUAUUUGUUUUCUCAGCACAUGCACGGAUUUAUAGAAAGCAACGCGAUACUAAAGUGUAGCCGCUGUUAUGACAAUUCCGAGACGCAAGCGUUGUUACCGUCACAAAAUUAUGCGGUUCUGGCAAACGCGAGUGAGAUGUCACUUUGAAGCGAGAGCAGGGCGUCGCUAUGCUCAGGCUGGGAAACAUAUACGCAGGGCAACGGCAAUACACGCGCGACCUGAACGCGGCGAUUGCGGUCAAUGACAAUGUAAUGGGCUUAAUGACGGACACCCUGAUGGUUUCUGUAGUUUCUGUUUUAGAUGAAUGCGUCACUCACAGGUAUAGCCACUCAAGACCAGCGUCGUGCUGCACAAUUCGUUCACGGCAUGCGUGUUAGAAGUCGUAUAUUGAGCGCGACUGCACUUUUCUGCCGUGCUUUUCAGCGGUAAGGUUUAUGAGGCACCUGCGUACAUAUUUAUCACCCCAACUACUGAGCAGAAAAUGCGGGUCAUUUAAUAUGCGUAUGCACUUAUCACUGUACAUAAAGAGCUGCACGAGCGCGGACACGAUUUUCUACAUCUGUGGUUUUAAUGUAUAUACCUCUCAAGCGCGCAUUAUAGUAAGUUCACGACUUCGUCUGACGCAUGAAUAUGUUAAAAAAUAUUUAUAAAAAACAAUCCAGCAUAAAGCUCGUUCUAACGUGUCGCCAGAAACAAAUACAUUAACAAGAUUUAUCCGUGAUACACAGUGCAGUGUUAUCAUAUUUAGUUAUCAACAGUUCUACAGUAUACACACGUGCGCUUACGUAUGCGCAAAGGGUUUCAAUGUUUGGUAUCUGAAAAAGUGCACAAGCACAUGCGAAUAUACAUGCCUGACUGAGUAUGCACAGUGAUUACAGUAAUAAGCAAUGUUGCAAUUCUUACUCGGCACCGUACAAUAAAUUCGAGGCCUUAAACAUCACAUGUGUCGUGUUGAGCACCAGCGUAAUCGCAUCACUUAAUAGGUUGUGUCCAAAUGCAGGCACCAGCGCCAGUUGCCUCAGAGUAGUAGAAACAGAUAUCGAAGGCUAUUCUUUCGCGGGUUGCACGCCCCGGAAAUGAUUGCGGAGCCAGAAACACGUCAUGGCCGCCAUGUUUUAGACAUCACACGUUCUCCCUGACGCCAUCUUUAUCCAAUCCCUUUCGGUAUAGUGCUUUGGUUCAAGGCGACCUGUAUGCCUUUGUUUAGACUGUCUCGUCCUCUGGGGGUGGUACAAGAACGUAAAACAAUAGGAGAGUUUGUUGCCUUCACAUUUUCUUUUACUAAACGAAAGUGCACAGAUUUGUGGGGUUUAACGUCCGGAAACAACAAACGGGCUACGGGGGAAGCCGUGGUGGAGGGCUCCGGAUUAAUUUAGACCACGUGAGGUACAUUAACGCGUACCUAAAGCACGGUGCACGAGCGCUAUUGCAUUGCGCCCAGUCGGAAUGCGGCCGGGAAUCGGCCCCCGCGACCUCGCGCUCAGCAGUUAAAGGCGAUAACCGCUGCGGCAUAGUUCUGUACUUCGAAAUGCGUCAAUGUAUACAGUAUAUAAGUAAAACGGACAUAAUGCACAAUUCUAUAGAAUAUUUCUUGGGUUGUGACUAGUCAUAAUUAUGGCCUGCAGAACAAAUAAUCAGGGAAACAUUUCCAUCUAGUAAGCAGCGUUAUAGAACAUCUGCACGCUCGUAGGCGCGCUCAUUACGAUUAAAUGCUGCUUAUCUCCGAGUCUAAUCUAAUUCCGCCAAUUGCAACGAUUCUAGUGAUCCGCUAUACGUUUCACACGCCUUUCGUUAAUUCGAAGAACAUUUGCAUUAAUCCAGUCGUUUAUUUCUUCCUCGCAUAGUGAUUUACAUAGAAAGAAACAGUCUCCAUAGUAUAAUGCGCUAGAACAGAUAUUCAUUCAAAACAUGCUGAGCAUAAGUAGAACGUGUAAGUGCUUUAAUACUUUCAAGCACGUACAUUCGCUCACAGUAUUGUUCGGAACUACAGAGAAACCGAAUAUUUAUCGCGGUAUGAGCAGCCAGCGCUGUCGAGAAUCGUACUGCCACCGCCAGAAUGAACAGAAACACGAGUCACAGCCUCCAGCCGGCCCGUCUCCAUAUUUCCCAUUCUUGAUUUUUUCUUAUCCUCAUACCCUAUCGCCCCCCUUAAGCGCGAACUUGUUUUAAGCGUCUUUCGUUUCUCCUGCUAGCGAAGCGGAGCUAUAGAGUUUGUCCGCAACUUAAUUCUGCAUCUGCUAGUCAAUCGAUCGGUUCGCCUCCAUGCAGGCGUUCGAUCAUUUGCAGCUUGCAUCUGUUGGAACAGGGCGGCUAGUCAUUCGCGUCUAUUACGAGGGCGCUUUCGCUCUGGCAGAACACGUUGUACGUACAGAUAAUGACUUCAUCAAAACGACCGUGAAAAAUUAAAACUGGGGAAUAAAAGAGCCGAGUGUAAAUUAGAAGUGAGACCAGAUGGUUGGAUGAUUGCAUUUAAGAGAAAUAAAAGGAAGAUUAUUUGAACAAUGUAGACAGCAAGAAAUUUGGAAGCAUUACAAUAGGGUCAGUAAGAAAAGUACGAAGUAGCGCGGUUAGGGUUUUGCCGCUUCACUGGAUUCAGGCUGUGUCGAACGCAUCCCUGUGGAUAAAAUCCAGUGCUACGUGGCCCAAAGAGAGAGUAGGACCAAAACACGGUGCGCGUCCACAACUGCGGAAUAUUGUAUUU
Dermacentor silvarum is the source of this 3570-nucleotide messenger RNA. RefSeq lists its product as uncharacterized. Lineage: Eukaryota; Metazoa; Arthropoda; Arachnida; Ixodida; Ixodidae. The coding region runs from base 37 to 576 and encodes 179 amino acids. The transcript has a single exon. The record is from RefSeq and is a predicted model, not a curated record.